This is a messenger RNA of Epinephelus lanceolatus (giant grouper), 3376 nucleotides long. RefSeq names its product dishevelled segment polarity protein 2 (gene dvl2). Gene Ontology annotation, molecular function: frizzled binding. The record is from RefSeq and is a predicted model, not a curated record. Lineage: Eukaryota; Metazoa; Chordata; Actinopteri; Perciformes; Serranidae. Gene Ontology annotation, biological process: intracellular signal transduction; canonical Wnt signaling pathway. Gene Ontology annotation, cellular component: cytosol.
AUGGCGGAAACCAAAAUAAUUUAUCACAUCGACGAAGAGGAGACGCCGUAUCUGGUGAAGAUACCUAUCGCUGCCGAAAAUAUCACUUUGCUGGAUUUUAAGCAGGUCCUGAACAAGCCAAACUACAAAUUCUUCUUCAAGUCUAUGGACCAGGACUUCGGGGUGGUGAAGGAAGAGAUUUCCGAUGACAGCGCCAAGUUGCCAUGUUUCAACGGCAGAGUGGUUUCAUGGCUGGUAUCUUCAGACACUCCAACAGCAGAGCCUCCAGUGGCAGUGGUGCCCCCUGUGGAAACCACUACCCAGCCUUCGCCCCCUCCUCCACCCCUCCCACCCCCACCUGCAGAGAGGACCGGGGGCAUCGGGGACUCCAGACCGCCCUCCUUCCACCCCAAUGCAACAGGCAGCGUGGAGACGCUGGACGACCAGACUGAGACAGAGUCUGUAGUUUCCUUCAGGAGGGAGAGGCCUCGGCACAGAGAGAGCAUGGAGCCGCACGGGCCUCGAAUGAACGGUCAGAGUCGACUGGAGCGCCACCUGGCAGGGUAUGAGAGCUCCAGCACAGUGAUGAGCAGUGAGCUGGAAACCACCAGCUUCUGCGACUCCGAGGACGACGACACCAUGAGCAGGUUCAGCAGCGCGACAGAGCAGAGCACGGCCUCCAGGCUUCUUAAACGGCACCGCAGACGCAGGAAACAACGCCCCCCACGUUUGGAGAGGGCCUCAUCCUUCAGCAGUGUGACAGACUCCACCAUGUCUCUGAACAUCAUCACCGUCACUCUCAACAUGGAGAAGUAUAAUUUCCUGGGCAUCAGCAUUGUGGGCCAGAGCAACGAAAGAGGGGACGGAGGCAUCUACAUCGGCUCCAUCAUGAAGGGAGGAGCUGUGGCUGCAGACGGACGCAUCGAACCUGGUGACAUGCUGCUGCAGGUGAACGACAUCAACUUUGAGAACAUGAGUAACGACGAUGCAGUGCGAGUGCUGAGGGAGAUUGUACACAAGCCAGGGCCCAUCAUCCUCACAGUGGCUAAGUGCUGGGACCCCUCUCCUCAGGGCUACUUCACUCUGCCUCGCAAUGAACCAAUCCGACCCAUUGACCCGGCAGCGUGGGUGAGCCACUCUGUGGCGAUGACCGGGGCCUACCCCGCCUUCCCAGGCAGCUCCUCCCUCAGCACCAUCACCUCUUCCUCCUCCGUCACUGAGACUGAACGUUUCGAUGACUUCAACUUAUCACUGCACUCUGACAUGGCGUCGGUCGCAAAGGCCAUGGCCUCACCAGAGUCGGGUCUGGAGGUCAGGGACCGCAUGUGGCUGAAAAUCACCAUCCCCAACGCUUUCCUGGGCUCCGACGUCGUGGAGUGGCUCUUCCACCACAUCGAGGGAUUCCAGGACCGCCGCGAGGCCAGGAAGUACGCCAGCAACCUGCUGAAGGCCGGCUUCAUCCGACACACCGUCAACAAGAUCACCUUCUCCGAACAGUGUUACUACGUCUUCGGAGAUUUAAGCGACUGUGAGAACUACAUGGCCAACCUGUCCCUGAACGACAAUGAUGGCUCCAGUGGGGCCUCCGACCAGGACACCUUGGCCCCACUGCCCCUCCCUGGUGCCUCCCCGUGGCCCAUGAUGCACACCUUCCCCUAUCAGCCCUACCCUACACAUGCCUUCUCCAGCCAGCCACCUCCGUACCACGAGCUCACCAGCUACAGCUAUGGCCCCGGCAGCACCGGCAGCCAGCACAGCGAAGGGAGCCGAAGCAGCGGGUCGACGAGGAGCGAGGGUGAGCGACGUCGCAGCACCAAAGGUCCAGGCAGCACCGUGGGCGGAGGGGAGAAAUCCCCCUCCGGCGGUGGCGGAGAAGGCGGCGGGGCCGACUCACGCUCCGGUAGCGGCAGCGAAUCAGAAUACUCCACCCGCAGCAGCCUGAGGCGCGGCCACGGCUCGGCCGCCCCCAGCGAGCACAGCCACGCCUCCUCCCAGCGCUCACAUCACCACCGCAUGCCCCAGCCGCCCCACAUGUCGCCCUACCCGCCAGGUAUCCUGCCGUACAACCCCAUGAUGGUGAUGAUGGUACCCCAGCACGCACACCCGGCCAUGGCGACCGCUCACGCUCUUCCUCACGCGCAGCAGCUGGCCACAGCGCCCAUGCACCCAGCUCUACCCCCGCCCCCGUCCUCCACUCCAGGAGGGCCUCCCGGCGCCCCGCCCACCCGUGACCUGGGCGCUGUUCCCCCAGAGCUGACUGCGUCGCGCCAGUCGUUCCACCUGGCCAUGGGGAACCCCAGCGAGUUCUUCGUGGAUGUCAUGUAGUUUUUAUUCUUCCUGUCUUGAUGUUGAGUGACCAUUCAUGUGAAGUUAGUGUACGGUUCCCACUUGUCUUGGCGAGGAUCUGGUGAAAGCUUUUCGAGCUCACAAGGGCCCAUUGGAGCGAGGGCACUUGGUACAAAUUUGGUGAGAACAGGGUUGACAAAGAAAAAACUUAAUCAUGUCCGCAACGUCAAAUUUCUCUUUUUAAAAUCCACUACAUAACAUAUUUUUCAAAAUCCUAACUCCAGAAAGACCAGUUCUUCUUUCUUAUCUCAGUAGUGAGCUUGUUUUUCCUCAGAAAGCAAACUCCCUACAGGAUUUUAUCGCCUCUCAGAGCUGCUCAGCACUCUGAAAUAUAUUUUAGGAGGGGAAUCACCUUCCAGAAACCAGCUAUGAAUGUCAGAGCUGUCCAUCCAGGAAGCGCACAGACCACAGUUUAACACUAGAGGGCGCCAGGUACACUGUGUACUUGAAAAGGAUACAAUCCUGAUGACAUAUCUGGAUCAUCAAGCCAGAUCCGUCGGCGGCGCAGGAGUAUAUCGAGUGCCUUAACAUUUAUAGAGACAUUUAAACACUCCGGGUACAUCAUGUUCCAGCAUUGUUUGACAAUGAACUCCUCUGUAUAUAUCUACUACUCCUAUGUAAAUGCAACCACACAGAACGACAAGCUCUAAUGUGAAAAGAAAAUAGGUCCAAAAAUGUCAGGUGAGUGUGUGUUUAGUCAUCACUGUGUAGGCCUAGUCUUCAGUAACUCGGGAUGGGACUGUAGAGGCUUAACGGUACUAAUAGGUGAGAAGACGAGAUGCUGAAAGCGGUACUUUCUGAUUACAUUAAGUUACUGUGAUCCAAACACCCCAUGCUUAUUUUUUAUGUUACUGACUCGCAUUAUACACCCAUUUCAUUUUUGUAUGAGUGACUAUAUAAAAUCAUGUAUAACCGAACUAUUAAGGUGCUAAAUGAAGAUUCAACAUUUCAAAAAAAGAAAAAAAAGAAUGACAUUGACUGUGUCACGUUGUUUGAUUUCAUAUCACCACCUUUGUUUGUGUACUUGAGAAUAAAUUUGAUACUUACUUUC